Molecule: messenger RNA, 927 nt
Organism: Asterias rubens (European starfish)
Lineage: Eukaryota; Metazoa; Echinodermata; Asteroidea; Forcipulatida; Asteriidae
Product: mitochondrial pyruvate carrier 1-like
Exons: 7
Coding region: 228-776 (182 amino acids)
Biological process (GO): pyruvate import into mitochondria
Cellular component (GO): mitochondrial inner membrane
Source: RefSeq, a predicted model, not a curated record
UGACCUUUCCGUAACUCGGUCUUGUUCACACUUUCAGUACUAUUUUGACUCCCGAAACCACGAUUUAUCUUUAAAAUGACGGUUUAGUUUCGUGAACUUUAAACUGCACCUUUUCUACCACAAGUGUCAGAGGCUACCACAAAGCUCUACAUCACCAGGACGCCUCGACGUAUGCGUUUAUUCUUUAUUUUUAAAAACAGAUUUUUGACCUACCGAUUACAAAAAACAUGGCUGCUUGUGUGCGGUCAGUUAACAAUAUUUUCACAAAAAGGACAGUUAAAUUUGUGACAACACAUCAGGGUUUUAUGUGCAGGAGGUUCACUGCUACGGAGACUAGUGCAGCAGCUAAGAAACCAGUCCCAGCUGAGCUGACAUGGACGCAGUAUUUCUUCAGCACGCAUUUCUGGGGGCCGGUCGCCAACUGGGGAAUCCCCCUAGCUGCCCUCGGUGACAUGAAGAAAGACCCAGAGAUCAUUAGUCCCAGGAUGACAACAGCUCUGUGCAUCUACUCGGCUCUCUUCAUGAGGUUUGCAUGGAUGGUCAAACCACGCAAUAGUCUUCUCUUUGCCUGUCAUUUCACCAACGAGUGCGCUCAGUUAGGUCAACUCACCAGGUGGUUUAGGCAUAACUAUGGCUCUUCCAAACAUGCAGUUGCGGCAGUAGCAGCAACAACAGUGACUGCAGCAUCAGUGGUCGCCGUCCAGGAAAGUGAUGUAGAGACUGUAUCAAGUGUUGAUAACACAGCAGAGGAGGUACAGUCAAGUCCAUCAGCUUAAAAACAAUCACCAAGGUCUGUGAAAAUAAGGUCCUUAUUAAUUACAAAUUCUUUCAAUAUAUUAGAGUGAUAUAAUCUUGGUCCAAUUUCAUAGAGCUGCUUAGAGCAAGUUCGAGUGUGCACAAUGGUUAACUAAAGGUUGACCAUUUGCA